Molecule: messenger RNA, 10006 nt
Organism: Xyrichtys novacula (pearly razorfish)
Lineage: Eukaryota; Metazoa; Chordata; Actinopteri; Labriformes; Labridae
Source: the annotation of a GenBank genome assembly
GUAGUUACCGUCCGGGAGAUUCAGACUGAGAGGACUAGUGAACACAUGAAUCCAUCAUCCUAACGCGUUUAGUUUUAAUAUCAUUAUGCGAUUCGUUUAGUUUUUGAUACCAAGAGGGAAACGGGCAUCGGAUUUCUUUUUCAAGAACUUGGACAUAAAAGGUAUUUUAAUUUUAUAAUUUUGUUUUUCGAGUCCGAUUGUUAGCAUCAGCUAACAGGAAGCUCAUUGGAUCACAUAACGUUAGCAUUGACAUGGAGACUACUCAGAGCAGCUGUUGUUCAUAAUUCUGUUGUUUUAUCAGAAAUGACAUGUAAUUCAUAUCUUAUUAAACUACUAUGAGUGUAUUUUGGUACACAUGUUGUUGUGUACUUCUUGUCAUGAUGGUGGACUGUUGCUCGGCUAGCAUUUAGUGCAAACGUUAGCUGAUCAUGUUUUUGUCUGCAACAUUAACUUGAUCCCAUGCAACCAGUACUAAUCUCAGUCAUUAUAAAACUGAUGAAAUAACAAUCUAUGCUAGUGUGAAAUGGAGUCUGUGUAAGAAUUAACACUAAAAAGCAAUACAGUUCACAAUACACUCCUGAACUGUAACAACGGGUUGAAUAAAUUGACCACCUCCAAUGUUCACCUCGUUUUUCUUAAAGGCAAUAUCUCUGUGACUUUGUUUAUUAUUGCCAAACAGUAUGAUCUGAGUAGCUAUUUACAGGUCUUAGAAGUACACAAGUCACCUAGAUGAAAAAUGGGCCUGUUUAUAUUCACAUUUUGAUUGUUGAGCUCGAACAAGAUUGUCUGUUUAUCUAAAUUAACCUAUCUGACAGCCAACUGAUCAUGUAAGGGAGACCAUAUGUUGUUUUGAAUUAUAUAACAUUUAGGUAUCUGUGUAAGAUUUCUUAUUCCAGACUCUUUGUGCAAAACAAAAUGUUACCUUUUAACCAUUUCCUCCAUUGUGUAUGUUUUUAUUUUCUCAUACGAGGAUGCAUUGGCUUUAUUACCGCACUGCUGACUGAGACAGGCUUUAUAAAAGUGAUGUGUUUAAUAACCAGUUCUGCUUUACUCACCAUCACUGUUCUGUUUGGUCUCUCCCUCAGGCCGCCAACAUGAACUCCGUACGUUCAUCCGUACAAUCCCUCAUGCAGAUGUUUGAUGGGAAGACAAAGGACUUCAUCAAUGACAUCGAAACUGUUGAUAUGGUUUGGCUUGAAGAGAUCCAACAAGAAGCCAACCGAAUGUUCUCUAGGUCAGUUUGAACUAAAGCAGCAUUUUUGUUUUUCUUUUCUUGAAUUGUUGGUUGGAUGUUUUGGCUGAUGAAGCUGAUUUUUUUUUAUUCUGUUUUAUUUUAGGGAUUUUAAUGCUGAACCAGAGUUAAUGCCGAAAACACCGUCUCAGAAGAAGAAUAGUCGAAGAAAGCGUGUGUCUGUGGGGCGGCAAGAGGAAAGUCAAACCAGGCGCAGGUUGGUUUCUUUCAUUUCUGUUUAAAGUGACAUCAAAAUUGACAUAUUUAUUCAAAUCAUAAGAAUAUUUUAACCUGUUGUACCCUCUUCAACCCUAAGCAAACAUUCACUUCUUUUCUAGGUUUUCUAAGGGGAAGCGCAGUAACCUUCGCAGGUCCUCUGUGACAUCACUGAACUUCAUUGCCGAAGAGCAGGCCGUUCCUGAAGCUUCCACCUCUGACACGAGCGUAAACGCACUGCCAAAACGCACCACACGCAAGAACAAACAAAUAGAGUCUGAAGUUGCAGAGGAUGUUAGCGAGUUACCGUCUGACACUUGUGCAACUAAGGAGGAAGAGAAGAAGAAGCCAGAGGUUGUGGAGGAUGAAGAGGUGGACAAAAAUGACACGUCAAACGACACAGAAGUGGAGCCAGACAACAAAUGUAGCGAGGCCCCAUCUCUACCUCAGAUACCCUCACCUGAUGUGGUUGUCAGUAUAACCUCUGCUGAACGUCUGUCUGCUGAGCUCGCUAAAAAGAAGGAGUCUUCUCCUGGCAGAACAGCUGCUAAGAUCCCGAUAGCUGGCACGACUCAGAGCACACGGCGGAGCUUGGUCCGCCACUCUCUCAAGCUUCGUCACUCCCUGGCUGGUAUGCGGCAGAGCAUGACUCAGGAGUCUGUUCGCCGUGCCUCACGUCGAUCCAUGCUGAAGAGGAAGGCGGCUCGUGCUGCGAACUCCACAUUCAACAGCAACGUUGACGGUGAGAGAAGAGAAAAUUAAGUCAGUUCUCCCACACUUUUGAUUAUGUAGUCUUAUCAUAUUCUUAUUACCUGCUUUUCUUUUUGUAGAGGGCUCUAGCGUAGAAGAGGAGGAAAGAGAGGAGUAAGUAAUGCCUGCAGAUAUUUCUUUGCACUAAUGAAUAUGCUGAUGUCUCAGGGGUGUUCAGGUACACAUGGUUGUACCAAACUGUUUCAAAUUCAAGGUCCUUACCCAGACCAGAAAACUGGAACUACUUCUAGGUUUUCGGUUUUGGAUCUCUUUUACCUGUUGCUGUGGACUCAAACUGUUGUUACUGUGAUAAUCUGUGUGUGAGCACAGUGUAGUAAAUAAUGUAGUUGCAUUACUGCGUGUGUAUUUUUAAGCCCACAGCUCUGACAGCUCACACAAACCAACAUCUAAUUAUUUGUACUGUAUUGAUACACCCCAGUCAAGUUUUAUGGUAAAGAAGAAUCCGUUUCUCUCACUCAAACAUAAUUUCUCUCUGUCCUAGGGUGUUAGAAGCUGCCUCUGCAGACACAGAGGAUAAUACCACACCUGAGGAAUCUCCAGAGGUAAAGAUCAACGUCUGUAUCUAUUACAGGUGUUUAACUUUCAAUUUGCUGAUCAGGUGAUGCUUUUCUUUUGCGUUAUGUUUACCUAACAAAUGUAGAUCCAGAAUAAACCGUCCGUGCAACCUGCUAUUGUACGUGUUACUCGAUCGGUGGCUGCACACUCUCUCACGCUGGCCUCUCCAUUGUUGACCUCCGAGCUAACAGUGAGCACUCCCAACAGGAAACCUGGUGAGGAACUCAACAAUGUUUAAUGUUUAUUUUGGGGUUUUGACAGUAGUUUGAGUUGAAACAGUUUUGUGCUAAAAUACAUCAUGGAUGUGCUGCUUUAUGUUAAUGUGUGUAUUUGUGUCUGUGUUGCAGUUGUAACUGAGAAGCAACAGCUUUCCAAGUCAGGUAGUCGGUAAGUGUCCAUGUGUGUUUAAUAUCUAUAUGUGUGUGCAUGUGUGUGUGUUCCCUUUCCUUGAUUCUUGUAAAAACUGUUAUUUUUGUAUCCGCAGGUCACGCCAGAGCUCUAAACGUAAAGCACCGGAUACUGUGGAGGACAGCCCCACAAAAUGGGUCUCUCCUCCCAAGAAAAGUCAAAGUGUAAGAUGCCAAAACUGAGUAAAAUACUUAAAAAAUGAUGUUUGCAGUAAGUACAUUUCUUGAUCAAACUAACAUCUGAUUUUAUCACUACACAGGCAAUAAAACCCAACAUGAAGUCUUUCCUCCACACUGUACAGAAGAAUCAGAUGCUGAUGAUGACCCCAAAUUCCCUCGGCAGGACUGGGGUUAUCAAAUCCUUCAUUAAGCACACCACUCCUCUGAAGACUGAUUUCAAGGUAUGUUGUGUCCUGAUCUUGAAGCAUACUGACAGUGUCAUGUGGCUCUGGUAAGGAGAGCAGAGUCAGAGAAAACACGUAACAAUUCUGUCAACAGAAUAUCUAAUUUAGAUGCUGUCAUUUGGUUUAUUCCAAUUUCUGCUGUGUGUACACAAGUACUAAAGACCGUCCACUUGGGAUCUGGACUCUUAGACCUGAUGUUGACACCAAGCAUAAAUAGAGUGAUAUUUACCAAAAGGGAACGCAAAAAAAAACUAUAAUGGCAGGACCAAAAUGUCAAAUCUAAAGCUUCACAUUAGGGGUGUUCACUAACCUUUAGGCCCUUACAAACUGCAGUUUCAGGGCAGGAUAUUUCCACCCCCGUUGAGCCUCGUCUACAUAUGACGCAGGAAUGUGUAAAGGUGAGGUGAAAUCGUUCCCCCUCUUAGUUUCCCCCUGAGGUAGUAACAGGUAGACUGGGUUGGGGAUGAUGUGAGGUGUAGGAGCUGGCAGCGCCGACCUGUCUGGUGUGUAUGUGCAUGUCUGAAUGUGUGUUUUUGUGAAUCUCUUGCUGUAUGUUAGCAAGCUGUGUCUCUGGUGCUCCCUCAGUGACGUACAAGAAUACCAAUAUUCUGCCUUUUCAGGGUGAAAGUACAAAGCUGUAGUAAUGGUGGGACUCUGUUGCAGAAAGGCAGUGUGUAAGAUGCUCAUGGGCAGCCAUAUGCUUACCUCCCCUACUUUUUUAGCAUAAAUAAAAAAACUCCCAUAACACAACAGCCACUUAGAAAAGAGAAAAAACAAGUUCUUGUCUGACUUCCUUGUUCUGAAAAUUUGAGUGUUUAGAUUCUGAAAACAAACUUUGUGGCUGAAUCAUGCAGUCCUGUCAUUUGGAUGUUAUUCUUUUCCCCUCCCCAGUUGUCCGUCGGUACCGUGGUAAGUGUUAUAACGGAGCACCUUUGUGGGCAUUUGGUGGCGUCUAACAUCCCAUUUGUUUAAAUUCCUCCUCAUAAAUUCCUGAGAUGAGCCCUUUUCACAUUUCCACAUUUUGACAUAACUUGAUUUUAUUUAUUGAUAUCUGCACUUGAACUGCACUUUUGACAGUAAUGGCUUAAGGUGUCAAAUUUAAAUUUCACUCCAAUGAGAAUAUGAACGCCAGCCACUAGUCGUAAAUCAUCAGAAAAACUGACUCAGUUUGAUUAAGUAGAAGAAAUGGAUGGUUAAAAUCAAUCCCAUCGACAGAGCCUUGCGAUUUCAGGCUCAUAGGUGAAAGGGGCUCCUGUAUGUCGGCUACACCCUAUGCUACUCCUGUUGGAGAUGGUGUUUUUCAUUCGUUGGGUCACUAAUGCUCAUUCUUUGCAGGCUUCUAAUCUCAUAAUCCCCACAGUAGCUUUGAUACCUUCACUGCUUGUUUACUUUGUUACAUGAUUCAAUCAGUGAUACAAAGUGAAGUAAAAAUCCACCCAAAGCCGAAACAAUUCAGUGAAAAUACAAAAUUUUCAAUCACGGUGUUUGUAAAGAUUGACAACAUGCCUCCACCUUCUCCCACUGUGCAAAAGUGAUGACAAAAUAUGGUAUGACAGGCACUGACAUCUCAGACAUUUGAUGCUUGAGUUUAUUGUGAACACGGAUUCUGAGUUCCUGCCCCUCUUGCUGAUCAAACCACACAUUUUAUUAAUUGAUAAUUGAGCAACGAUCCCUUAGGUCAGCACAGUGAUCUCCAUGGUCCCACUCAAAGAUCUAAUGGUGGACAAAAAUCACUGUUCAAUAUGUACUUUGACUUUAAGGGCACACUUUGAUUUUCUCUUUGAACACAUUGUCGUAAAUGUAACAUCAACAGGUUGCUGCUCAGUUUUCUUUUUUCAAAAUGAGGAAAAAAAUUAAUAAAAACAAAAUAGAACAAGGCUGCAACCUGCUAUCAAAAUUAUGUCAAUAGGAAACUGUGACUCUUCUAGAUUUAUCCAGAAUUGUGGAUGUCCUCACCUACAGAAGUGACGCCACUUGCUAAUCACCUAAAACUACUCAUUAUGAAAUAGUUGGUGGUAACCAGUAGGUGAAAAAAGUAGAAUAUCAGACAUACAAGAUAUAAUGGGGGGUCUUAUUUAUCUAUUUUGAAUUAAUUUAUUUUUUGAAUAAACCCAACAGUGAGCCAAGUUAGCUGUUUGCAUUAGUUAUUGAUACUUUUCAUCUAUUUAGCAGGAGGAUGUGACGUCAGCCCCUGGUACUGAAAUUAGAAUCCUGAUCAAGUAUGACCCGGUUUUGAUAAGUCUUUUAAUUGUGUCUAUUUUUGAAACGAAAGCGGUGACCAAUUUUAAAUUCUCUGGAUUUGCCGUUAUACUACCUGAAAAUUAUGUAAAGCUGUAAACUUUGACUCAAGCCGUUAGUUCCACCAAAGGAAAAGCUAAAGAAAGCAGAAGAGGUAUGAGGUAAACUGGAGUGAUAAGGUUUGUUGUUGGAGAUAAAGUCUGUAUUCUGAAAACUAAUUUUGUCAGGUUGACUAUAUGCUUGAAAUUGAGUUGCUAUACAGUAAUGGUGUCAGAUUAGUAAAGCAAAGAAAACACACAGACUUCAUGACAAAUACAGAAACCCUUUUAGGUUGGAUUUUUGCUUCAUCGGUCUUCUCUGGUGACAUCGUGAUCUGUUUCCGUAUGAAUGCACCCCACUUCUUUUCUUUUCUCACCGGUUUCAGUGUGUUGUAAGGAGCUUAUUCCCUAUUUUUCUUAAAAACUUCAUGCACCCUUAUUUUCCUCAGACAAAAGAGCGUCACAAGCUGGAGGCACUCAAGAAGAAGCAAGAGCAGGAAGAGGAAAGGAUGAAGAAAAUGGAAGAGGAGAAGAAAAGAAAGCAAGAGGAGCUUAAAAGGUUCAUACUCCACCUCUUUUGAUUCUCUGACAGGACAAAUUCAGAAUUUCUGUUUUUAACAAUUCAAAUCAACUUCCAGGAAGAGAGACGAGAGGCUGAGGAGAGUGUUUGAAGCGAAAGUAAAAGAGGAGCAGAGAGAGGAGGAAAAGAAAAAGAAGAUUGAGCAAAAAAUGGCCCAGAUUGAUGAGAAAAAUGAUAAGGUACGCCACCAAGUCAACAACUCCACAUCUGUACGCUCAUUGACGGAUUCAAACCUUUUAAUUUACCUCUGAAACUAAUGUGCUUGGUUUACACAGCGUAUGGCAGAGGAGAAGGCCAAGAAGAAGGUGGCUCUCAAACGUCAGGAGGAGCUGGAGCAGAAGAAGAAGUUGGAGGAGGAGGCUAGAAAGAAGAAGCUGGCUGUAAGAAUAUGCUCUUAUUUUACUUGUAGUCACCACAGUAGCUGUGUUAACUCAGGCUGCUUCAAAUAUGUCGGGAAGGCUCCAGAUAGAUCAUUUUGGAACAAACAGAACUGGUGGUUCUGGCUUGGGAUGAACAGAUGAAACAGAUCACAGGUGUGCACUGUGCAGCCUGAUGGACAGGUGGUAUCAUACCAUGAAUUGAGGAUGUGCUGAGAUGUGAUCACUCAGGCCACUUAGGAGGCAUUCGUCCACAUUUCUUUUGGAUUAUUGAGCUAUUUGCAAAGAAAAGUAUAAAGUGAUUUCAGAAUAUUUAUUGGAGCGUUGCUCAAAACAAACACCAAAAAAAACCCAAUACUUUUGUAAAUCAAGUGCUGAAUCUUUUUAAAAAUCUGAUUUUCUGUCACAUUUUCUACUUGACGGUUAAGACACAUUCAUUCAAUGAAAUACUCUAACAUCGUCCUCUGAAAAUCGGGGUAUUUAUCUGUUGUGUGUUCUGUAAAAUACUAAAGGAGGAAGAGAAACGGCUGCAGGACUUACUUGCAAAGAAGAAAGCUGAGGAGGAACAGCAAGCUCGUAAGCUGGCUGAAGCUCGCAGAGCAGAAGAGCUGAAGAGAGAGCAGGAGAGAGAGAGACAAGCUGCUGCUGAAAGGUAAAUUAUAAGCACCUGUAAACUAACAAAAUAAUACUGAAAAAAUGCACUGGUGGUGACAUUUUGAAAAGCCAUCAGAUUUUCCCCAGAGCUUGUUUUAUUGACUUGGUAUUUGUUUAUCAGAGAGCGUGUGGAAAAAGAAAAAGCUCUUGCUUUGCAACGGGAAGUGGAGAGAGCAGCAAGAGAGAAAGAGAGGAGAGAACUGGAGGAGAGGAGAAGGGCGCUGGAGGAGAAAAGGAAAAUGGUAAGAAAUCUGGAAUCAAAAUCUCUUUCCCAUGUGGCUGACAGUUCAGUCAGAGAGAGCUCGAUUUGCAAACAAAAAUCACAAAAUGCUGGUCCAUUUAAAAAACUUUAACUACUCAUGAUCUUAAUGUUACUUCAACUCUGCUUUCUGAGUGAGUAUGAUUCACCAAGUACACGAGGACACAAACAGUAUGUCAACAACUCAUUUCUGUUCAAGAACUUUUUACUGUGAGCAGAAUCACUCAGAGGGGUCUUCAGCCCUCAAAACAAGCUCCUUUUGUUUAUCUAAAGCUGGUCUGGGGCUGAUGAAGAGUAUUAGGAGUAUCACAAACUGAGUUUCACACGUGUUUUAUGAGUGCGGCCGAUUUUGUUGAAACUGUGUUGCUUUGGUGUCUUCAUUAACAUGAUAUGGAGCCCAAGUAUAUGCAGAGACCCAGUAAAGAAACUGAUUUUAAUAAAGCAGUUUCAUGACUGAUAUCAUACUUUCUCAACCCUUCUUUUGAGCGUUAAUGAAAAAUAAAGGAACCCAGUCCAUAUUAAACAACAAAAUGUGGCUACACAGGUACAAAUAUGAGUUGAUCUGGUCCUACUUUUAUUAACAGGUUAAAUUCUAAAUAAGCAAUGCUUAAAUACACAAGUCUGAAGACAGGAGGAUUUGAUAUUUCGGUUGCAAAGCUGCCUGGUGAUGAUUGGUUUUUUUUUCUUGUGCUUUCAAUAGGAGGAGCUGCAGAAAAAAGCAGCAGAAGAGAAGGCUGCCAAAGAACGAGAAGCUGCUCGGCAGAGAGAGGCUGCUGCUAAACAAGCUGCUGAGGCAAAGGUAAACCAGCAGGGGGAGUCACACCUUGUUUACAUGCAUGGCUGCACAUAAGCAAUGGUUCACCUUAAGAUUGAUAAUCCUUGAUUUAAGCUCAUCAAGCCAUGCAAAGAGAUUGGAAAAACUUUGCUUUAGUUCUGGCAUUAGGGUGUUGAAAUACUUUUUUCCUUGUAGAUUUUUAUUACAGUGCAUGUGUGACACUGUGGCAGCUACCAUUAACGGCUAAAUAUCUUCCUUUUCCUCUUUUUUCUCAUCUCUGUUCUGUAGGCUGCCCUUAAUGUUACUGUGGACAUAGAGGUAAGAAAUAAAUACAUACCCUCGAACAAAUAAGUUCUUAUUUUUGUUAAUGUCCUAGAUGAGUGAAGAAAAUUAUUCUGUACUGAACAGUUUUCAUGACUUUACCUUACAACAGUAUUUAAAGCUACAGUUCCUCUUUUCUACUUUGCAGCGCUCCGUAAUGACCACACCAGGAAAAGGUGCUGGCCUUAAUGUGACUGUGGACAUCGAGGUAAACUUAACAUGAUACAGUUUUGAAAUUUUUGACUAUUCAGCUACAAUUUUAAAACACAAUACAAAACAGUGUAAGUCUAAUACCAUGUGUUUAUUCCCCUCUGCAGCAAUCACCACAGUCCUACGCGAUCACUCCAAAGGGAGGCGACAAACCUUUGGUUAUGCCCAAAAGUAAAGAAGAUUAUGGAAUGGACCAAAACAGUGACGACUCAACUGAUGAUGAGUCCGCCCCAAGGAAACCUAUCCCAUCCUGGGCAGAAGGUAAAAAAAUACUGUUAUAGUUGUUUAUUAUGAUGAAAUUCAGUCCUAGAACAGUUCCACUCAACAUCAGUAACUAAAACACUAGUGGUGUGGCAACUAACAGACUAAUUCACCGCUUCUGCAUCUCAGUAUGAUAUCAGUCUCCUUUUGUUAAGCCUUGAAUGAAAACCCUUUUAUUUUGUUUUUCCUUUCAGGUCAAAACCUGCAGCAGAUAAUUAUGAAACAGUACUUCAAUCCACCUGAUCUGAACUCUUUCUUCGGGGUUAUUGAACCACCUAAACUUGAAAACAUCUUUUACAAGAGCAAGCCACGCUAUUUUAAGCGUACCAGCUCUGCUGUGUGGCACUCACCUCCAAUGGGAUCCAGAUAAUGUCUGUACGCUGGUACAGAUGACAUCGCUGUAUAAAUUUUUAUGUCUUUUUUUUUUUUUUUUCAAUAAAGUCCCCACUUUUUUCUCUGUUUAUCAUAUUGUUAAAUCUAUUUUCUUUAGGCUUUUUAGGAUUUACUACUUUUUCUAUUGUCUAGUACUUCUCAAGAAAUUGAUGUUUCAUUCUUGUACUUGAAAAUGGGAGGUUAUGGUGACCCAGUGGGAUGUGACGGCUGCUGUAUGAUAAGUUAAGAGUUAAAUUUGUAUCAUGUAUGUAUUGAUAUAGUAGAGUUCUUAUGUUUGGGAUAUAUUCAAGUGUAUUAAAAGGUUAGAUCAACCAAA